Oppiella nova is the source of this 1272-nucleotide messenger RNA. The record is from the annotation of a GenBank genome assembly. Lineage: Eukaryota; Metazoa; Arthropoda; Arachnida; Sarcoptiformes; Oppiidae.
AUGUCAUCCAAUGGCAAGAAUGGCACUCAAGAGGAAUACUCUAAGGACUCAUUCGACAGAUUCGGUGAUGACUUAUGCGAAGAGAUAUUGUCUUAUCUGUCACUGAAAGACGGCUUCAGAUAUGAAUGUCUGUCCAAACAGUGGCGAAGAAGUAUUCAUCAGAAGAGACAUAAUCUUGUGAUCAACACAUGGCUAAUAGACAAUAUGGAUCACUACAUUGAUGUCGAGCUCAUGGAUUCACAGACAUUUGAAUUGGUGCUCAAGAAGUUACCAAACAUUACACGCAUUGAGAUAACUGUGAAAUCGUCAGCAACGGAACGGGUGUUUGAAGUACUCAUGAAGUCAUACAAACACUUGAAGACAAUUCACGUCCGCUUUUGGACCGGAAAUGACACACAAAUAGUAAACAGACUAUUGCGGACAUAUGGAUCACAAUUGACAUCAAUAGUGAUGACAAAGGAUGCAUUUAAUGUGUAUAAAGAGUACUUCAAUUCAAACACAAAACUCACACAACUGUCCGCACAUAUUGGCCAACCAUUACAACUAGAAUUCAGUGAUAUAUUCAAUGAUAACAACUCGUUGUUGGUUAAGGGGAUAUACCAGUCCGAGGGAUAUAUCUUUACAAUGAAACAGUCCGAGGGAUAUAUCUCUGCAAUGAAACAGUUGUGUGAAUUGAAAGCAUUGCGAGAACUGACACUUCGUAUUGAUGUUGAUUUCGAUAAUACAGUCAUUAAUAGUAUAAUCGACUAUCACUGCAAUGAAUUUGUCAGUCAAUGGCCACAACUCAAGAGUUAUCACUUGAAGAUCACGUACACAACGGCUCCGCAGUUGAGACGACUGUUUGAGUCCGUGAAUGAUUUCAAUGAUUUGGUGGUAACCGAGAGGUUUUUCGAUGAUAUCGACACACAUUUGCCACGACUUCAGUCGUUAAGACUCAGCGCCUACUUCGAGAUGAGCGCCGGUAUUAAGGAAUCGGCAAAGAUCGCAUCCAAUGAUAAGAAUGACAUUCAAGAGGAAUACUCGAAGAACUCAUUCGACAGAUUCGGUGAUGACUUACAUCAACAGGUGUUGUCUUACCUAUCAUUCAGAGACUGUUUCCGAUUUGAAUGUGUGUCCAAACAGUGGCGAAGAAGUAUUCACCAGAAACGACAUAAACUUGUGAUCAACGCAUUGCUGUCGGAGAUGAGUGCCGACCACUACCUCGAUGUCAAUCGCAUGGAUCGGCAGACAUUUGAAUCGGUGCUCAAGAAGUUGCCAAACAUUACACGCAUU